Messenger RNA from Leguminivora glycinivorella, 1371 nucleotides. RefSeq lists its product as uncharacterized. The coding region runs from base 220 to 1371 and encodes 383 amino acids. The record is from RefSeq and is a predicted model, not a curated record. NCBI's taxonomy places the organism in Eukaryota, Metazoa, Arthropoda, Insecta, Lepidoptera, Tortricidae. The transcript has 4 exons.
AAUAUUUAAGAUUUUAAUAUAAACUAUCACUUUCACAUAAUUCCUAUACAAUACGAUAACAAUAAUUCAAUAAUUUUGUAACUUUAUUACGCUAAUUUCAAUUAAAAACUUCAAAAACAAUAGGCAAACACGUUCUUAAAACAAUCUUGAUAACUAACUGCAGUGCAAAUAAGUCGUAAACAAGAUUACGCUCAUUUUUUAACAUUUUAUUAGUUCAUAAUGUCUGAAGAUUUAAAGAAGCUAAAUUACAAGCGUGGCGCUAUUAAAGGUAAAAUUACAGCCUUUCAAAAGUUCGUCUCCAAUGCAGCAGCGGAGCCGCAACUGAGCGAGUUACAACUUGCAGAAUUGCAGCUGCGAUUUGAUAAAAUAGUACCGCUAUACGAUGAAUACGAUGCAUUACAGACGGACAUCGAGAUGUUGUCUGCGUCUACAAGCGGCGAGGACGUUGGCGAAGAGCGAGCUGUCUUCGAGGACGCCUACUACUCGAGCAUGUCGUCUGCGCAAGUCCUGAUUCAGAAGAAUUCGAGACGAGCUUCAGUUGGAAAUGAGUUCGAGGUAAGCUCUGCAAAUACAGUUGUCAAGGCGCACAAUUCUAAUUUUAUUAAUUUGCCAAAGAUUAAUUUGCCUCGUUUUGAAGGUGGAUAUCAGGAUUGGUUAGCAUUCCGGGACACGUAUCUCUCGUUAAUACAUAAUAAUGAGUCUAUCAACACAAUAAAUAAAUUUCAUUACCUGCGCGCGUCUCUGAAAGGCAGCGCUGCACUUAUUAUUCAAAGUUUGGAUCUCACGUGUGACAAUUAUUCAAUUGCAUGGCAGUUACUUUCAGAGAGGUAUGAUAAUCAGAAGUUGUUAGUAGCCAAUCAUGUUAAUGCAUUAUUCAAUGUCGAGCCCGUACGUCAAGAGUCGAGCCAGGAUAUUCCAUUCCCGUCCGGGAUUAUAUUAGCAGAUCCAAAGUUUAAUGAGCCGUCUUCCAUUGACAUUUUAGUAGGUGCCGAGAUAUUCUGGGAUGUUCUUGGAGUCAGAAAAAUUGAGUUAGGUCCAAAUCAGCCCACUCUUCGUGAUUCUAAGUUCGGAUGGCUGGUGUGUGGAGCAAUUAUUCAUCCUAAAGUGGACGUGCCACAGACGUGCAUGUUCACGCACGAGCUGCCUUCCGAUUCAGGUGUUGAUAUAUCUAGAUUUUGGGAGUUAGACUCAGUUGCACCUGAGCACAAGUUCACGCCGGAAGAAAACGCUUGUGAGGAACACUUUCAAAAACUACGACACGUGAUGCUGACGGGUAAGCGAGAUUCAGGAACGUACAGCUGGCUGUCAGUGGCGUUAUGUGCCGUCGAAGGAGAAUCCAGCAGACUUGGUUUCUCGUGGUCUCAGCGCUGA